Messenger RNA from Aspergillus versicolor CBS 583.65, 1721 nucleotides. Its product is annotated as protein kinase RIO2. Lineage: Eukaryota; Fungi; Ascomycota; Eurotiomycetes; Eurotiales; Aspergillaceae. Gene Ontology annotation, cellular component: preribosome, small subunit precursor; nucleus; cytosol. The coding region runs from base 62 to 1306 and encodes 414 amino acids. Gene Ontology annotation, molecular function: protein serine/threonine kinase activity; ATP binding. The record is from RefSeq and is a predicted model, not a curated record. Gene Ontology annotation, biological process: protein phosphorylation; maturation of SSU-rRNA. The transcript has 3 exons.
ACAAAAGAGCUCAACAUCUUGUCCAGCUAUUUCGCUAGUUCCAGAAGCAGAGACAUUCGAUAUGAAGCUCGAUCCGAAGGCCAUCCGCUACCUGACUUCAGAAGACUUCCGUGUGCUUGCAGCAGUCGAACAAGGAAGCAAAAACCAUGAAGUUGUACCGACCCCUUUGAUUGCCCAGAUUUCCGGCCUGCGAGGCGGUAGCGGCGUAAACCGUUCAAUCUCAAACCUUGCAAAGACAAACCUGAUUGCGAAAGUGAAGAACGCAAAAUAUGAUGGAUAUCGACUCACGUACGGCGGUCUUGAUUAUUUGGCCCUCAAUGCUCACCAAAAGCAAAAAUGCAUAUACUCUGUCGGCAACCAGAUCGGCGUCGGAAAAGAAUCGGACAUCAUAGUUGUUGCGAAUCACAAGGGGACACAGCGAAUUCUGAAAAUCCAUCGACUUGGCCGUAUCUCGUUUCGAACAGUGAAGACCAACCGCGACUAUCUACGAAACCGAAGCACGGGAUCAUGGAUGUACAUGUCGCGUUUGGCCGCGAUGAAGGAAUACGCCUUCAUGAAAACAUUGGGAGAGAAUGGGUUUUCAGUACCGGAGCCUAUUGCCCAGAACAGACACACGAUCGUGAUGAGUUUGAUCGAUGCCUUUCCGCUCCGGCAAAUCUCCAAGGUCCCCGAUCCGGCUUUGUUGUACUCUGAAUUGAUGGAUAUGAUUCUGCGGUUGGCUCGUUAUGGAUUGAUUCACGGGGAUUUCAACGAGUUCAAUAUUCUUAUCAAGGAAGUCGAGGAUCCGGAAGCGAAAGGGAAGGGAAAGGCGGACGAAGGGGAGGAAGACGACGAAAACCUCAAAUUGAUCCCGGUGUUGAUCGAUUUUCCACAGAUGGUAUCGAUUGACCAUGCCAAUGCUGAAAUGUAUUUCGAUCGCGAUGUGAACUGCAUCAAGCGAUACUUUCAACGGAAGUUCCACUUCGUGAGCGAUGUACCAGGGCCGUUCUUCUCUGAAGCGAAGAAACAGAUGUUAAAAAAUCCCGGCAAAAGGCUUGAUGUUGAUGUGGAGGCUUCUGGGUUCUCAAGAAAGAUGGCACGCGAGCUUGAAAAAUACAUGAAGGAAGUUGGUGCUGACGGAGACCAUAAGGAAAACGAUGAAGGCGCCGAGAGCGAGGAAGAUUCAGAGGGGUCAGGGUCGGAGGAUGACAACUCUGGGGAUCAAAGCGACACGAAAGGGAAAAAGAAUACAUUAGUGUCCGAAGAUUCGCAACGCGAUGGCUUGGAUGAGAGUUCUCAAAAACUGAAGGAACUGCAUGUGUCGUGAACUUCUUGUUGCCGCCCAGAUGGGACAACAAUUACACAAUCUAAUAUUAAUGACUGUCAUGAUCGAAAAAUAUAGAUUCUAACUCAUUCUUGAUCGAAUUUGAAAAUCAAUGUAGAAUUUUAUGACCACUACUUCUUUACAUACUGGAGAAUCUAUAAAAAUCGGCUACGGCCCGUGAAGCGGCCAACCACGCAGUUUUGAUCUGCAAAAGUUCCGCAAUCUCAAAAGACCGUCAACCUUCACUCUAUCUCAACAAACACCCAACACCACUCCAAUACCCGUUUUCAAAAACCGUCCUCUCUUGAUUCGGGAUCUAAAUCGCCACAAUGGUCCGAAAAUGGUCCAAGUUACUCGCGAAGCCCGCCGGCUGGCUCCCGCCGAACGCACCACUCUCACAGCGCAAGCAGAUAUACCU